AUGAGAGGUACUGAGAAUACGGAUCUGUUCGACCCUAAAACCCAGAUGGAUUCUGAUUUCUCUCGUCAUAGUUCCUCCUCCGACGGCGAUUUUGGAUUCGCUUUUAACGACAGCAACUUCUCCGAUCGCUUGCUUCGGAUCGAGAUCAUGGGCGGACCCUCGGAUUCCAGGUCCGACGCUGAAGGGUGUACGAGCAUCGCCGAUUGGGCUCGCCAUCGGAAGAGGAGAAGAGAAGAUAUCAAAAAGGAAUCUGUCACGGUUUCAGUCAUUGUGGCAUGUGCUGAGGAGCAGAUUCUGACCGAUGAGCAACCUGAUAUGGAUGGAUGUCCCGGUGGUGACAAUCUAGAUGAUGAAGGUGAGGCAAUGGUUGAAGAGGCUUUGUCAGGUGAUGAAGAGGAUAUUACUAGUGAGCCAAACUGGGGAAUGGACUGUUCUAGAGUUGUUAGGGUUAAAGAACUUCAUAUUAGUUCUCCUAUCUUAGCUGCCAAAAGCCCUUUUUUUUACAAGUUGUUCUCCAAUGGAAUGAGGGAAUCUGAGCAGAGGCAUGUCACCCUUAGAAUUAAUGCAUCAGAGGAAGCUGCUUUGAUGGAGCUUUUGAACUUUAUGUAUAGCAAUGCCGUAUCUGUGGCCACAGCACCUGCUUUGUUAGAUGUGCUGAUGGCUGCUGAUAAAUUUGAGGUUGCCUCUUGCAUGAGGUACUGCAGUAGACUUCUCCGCAACAUGCCUAUGACUCCCGAGUCUGCGCUGCUCUAUCUCGAGCUUCCCUCUAGUGUUCUAAUGGCCAAAGCUGUUCAGCCUUUAACCGAUGCUGCAAAACAAUUCCUUGCUGUCCGCUACAAGGAUAUCACCAAGUUUCAGGAGGAGGUUUUGUCUCUACCCUUGGCGGGAAUUGAGGCGAUUUUAUCGAGCGACGAUCUCCAAAUUGCAUCAGAGGAUGCAGUUUAUGAUUUUAUCUUGAAAUGGGCAAGGGCGCAGUACCCUUUGUUGGAGGAGCGAAGAGAGAUUCUCGGGUCACGCCUUGCACUCUCUAUCCGCUUCCCUUUCAUGACAUGCCGAAAGCUGAAGAAGGUACUGACGUGCAGUGACUUCGAGCAUGAGAUAGCGUCAAAGCUUGUUCUGGAAGCUCUUUUCUUCAAGGCAGAAGCCCCACACAGGCAACGUAGCCUAGCAGCCGAAGAGUCAGCCUCUGUGAACCGCCGACUCAUAGAGAGGGCUUACAAAUACAGACCUGUAAAAGUCGUGGAGUUCGAGCUUCCUCGACCGCAGUGCGUGGUCUACCUAGACCUGAAAAGAGAAGAAUGCGCAGGAUUGUUCCCCUCGGGGAGAGUCUAUUCGCAGGCCUUUCACUUAGGCGGUCAAGGGUUUUUUCUCUCGGCGCACUGCAACAUGGACCAACAGAGCUCGUUCCACUGUUUCGGGCUGUUCCUAGGGAUGCAGGAGAAAGGGUCGGUGAGUUUCGGAGUGGACUAUGAAUUCUCGGCGAGGUCAAAGCCCUCGGAGGAUUUCAUAAGCAAAUACAAAGGGAACUACACAUUCACGGGAGGAAAAGCAGUUGGUUACAGAAACCUCUUUGGGAUUCCAUGGACGUCUUUCAUCGCAGAGGAUAGUCUUUACUUCAUCAAUGGAAUCCUCCAUCUCCGAGCUGAGCUUACCAUCAAAAGGUCUACAGAUCCUCAGUGA
Messenger RNA from Thlaspi arvense, 1680 nucleotides. NCBI's taxonomy places the organism in Eukaryota, Viridiplantae, Streptophyta, Magnoliopsida, Brassicales, Brassicaceae. The record is from the annotation of a GenBank genome assembly.